GGCUGCGGGCGCCCCAUGUGGUAAUCCUCUCGUGCAUGUCGCCCGCAGAGGUCGUUUCCAGGUUGUUUUCAGUGUGAGGGGCAUGGAAGGUCUGCGGAGGGAGGCGAGGGAUAAUCCGUCGGCUACAGCUAAUCUCCUCUCCAAGAUUUUCUUCUGCUGGCUGAAUCCCUUGUUCAGAAUUGGCUACAAGAGGACGUUAGAGGAAGAUGACAUGUAUAAAGUUUUGCCAGAGGAUGGGUCUAAAAGGCUCGGGCAGGAACUACAGUGGUAUUGGGACCGGGAGGUUCAGAGGGCAGCCAAAGAUGUGCGCACACCCAAACUCACCAAAGCUCUUAUUCAGUGCUACUGGAGGUCGUACUCACUCUUUGGAAUAUUCACUGUUAUCGAGGAAACCAUCAAAGUCAUUCAGCCACUGCUGCUUGGGAAACUGAUAGAGUUCUUUGAGAGUUAUGACCCCAACAACAAGGCGGCAGUCUAUGAGGCCUAUGGCUAUGCUGCAGGCAUUUCUCUGUCCACCACCUUCCUGGCUGUGCUUCACCAUCUCUAUUUCUACCACGUCCAGAGAGCAGGCAUGAAGAUUCGAGUGGCCAUGUGUCACAUGAUCUAUCAGAAGGCUCUCUGUCUUAACAGCACAGCAUUGGCCAAAACUACCACAGGACAAAUUGUGAACCUCUUAUCCAAUGAUGUCAACAGAUUUGAUGAGGUAACCUUAUAUUUGCACUUUUUGUGGGUUGGUCCUCUACAAGCAGCAGCUGUGAUAUUAUUGUUGCUGUAUGUGAUUGGCCCAUCAUGCCUUGCGGGCAUGACUGUCCUUGUCAUCCUGAUGGCAGUCCAGACCAUGUUUGGACGCUUGUUCUCCUCUCUCAGGGCCCAAACAGCAGCUUUAACAGACGACAGAAUACGCACCAUGAAUGAAGUCAUCUCUGGAAUCCGCAUUAUAAAGAUGUAUGGAUGGGAGAGGCCUUUCUCUGCAAUGGUGGAUGAGGUCAGAAGGAAGGAGAUUUCUAAAAUCAUGAAGAGCUCUUACCUGCGUGCGCUGAACAUGGCAUCAUUCUUUGUGGCCAGCAAGAUCAUCAUCUUCAUCACCCUGUGCAUCUACGCCCUGACAGGGAACAGGCUGUCGGUUAGCAGAGUGUUUGUGGCUGUCUCCCUCUAUGGGGCAGUCAGACUCACCAUCGCCCUCUUCUUUCCCUCUGCCAUAGAGAAGGUCUCUGAGGCUCUCAUCAGCAUUCGCAGGAUUAAAAAUUUUCUUCUUCUGGAUGAAGUUGCGCCUCAACAUCUGGGGCUUCCUGUGGCAGAAAAGAAGGAGUGUAUGGUGAAGAUUCAGGACUUAAUUUGCUACUGGGAUAAGAUGCUAGAUGCUCCUACUCUGCAGAACGUAUCUUUCACAGUGAGGUCAGAGCAGCUCCUGGCAGUCAUCGGACCUGUUGGAGCUGGGAAGUCCUCUCUCCUGAGCACCAUCCUCGGAGAGCUGAGCCAGGAAAAGGGUGUAGUCAAAGUCAAAGGAGAGCUGACCUACACCUCCCAGCAGCCCUGGAUUUUACCUGGUACGAUCCGAAGCAACAUCCUUUUUGGCAAAGAGUUCAACCCACAGAAGUAUGAUAGAGUUCUGAGAGCCUGCGCCCUCAAGAGAGACAUGGACCUCCUGCCAGAUGGCGACUUGGCGGUGAUCGGGGACAGAGGCGCCAACCUCAGUGGAGGACAGAAGGCAAGGGUCAGCUUAGCCAGGGCAGUGUAUCAGGACGCAGACAUAUACCUGUUGGAUGACCCACUCAGUGCCGUGGACGCUGAGGUUGGCAGGCACCUUUUUGAAGAGUGCAUUUGUGGACUAUUGAAGGAGAAACCUCGCAUCCUGGUUACUCAUCAGCUACAGUAUCUGAAGGCUGCAGAUCAAAUUGUUGUCUUAAAGGAGGGUCAGAUGGUGGCGUUGGGAACCUACAGUGAGUUGCAGAGCUCGGGCGUGGACUUCACCUCCCUGCUGAAGGAGGAGGAGGAGCAGGAGGAGGAGAGGCCUGUCACAACUCCCCUCCCUGGCUGUCUGACUCUCUCCUCCCGUGCCUGCUCUGAGGGCUCCAUGCGGUCCCUGUCCUCCUCUCGCUACUCUGUAAUGGACGGAGCAAAGCAGCAUCCUGUGGCAGAGCAGCCCAUGGAGGAGGAAAGCCGCUCAGAGGGGAAGAUUGGCCUGUGCCUGUAUGUGCAAUACUUCAGAGCAGGAGCUAACUUCCUGGUCCUCUUGAUCCUCAUACUCCUCAAUAUCAUAGCUCAUAUUGCAUAUGUUCUACAGGACUGGUGGCUUGCUUACUGGGCCUCUGAACAAGAGCACAUCAAUGCGACACAGCGCCUCAAUGGCAGCUUCCCCCAGCAGCUGGACCUUGACCUGUACCUAGGUGUUUACGCAGGUUUAACAGCCGCCUCGAUAGUGUUUGGCUUCCUGCGCAGCUUGGUCUUCUUUAAUGUCCUGGUGAGUUCAGCCCAGACGCUGCACAACAGCAUGUUUAACGCCAUCCUCCGGACGCCGGUGCGCUUCUUCGAUAUCAAUCCUAUCGGAAGAAUCCUCAACAGGUUUUCUAAGGACAUUGGUCACCUGGACUCACUGCUCCCAUGGACGUUUGUGGACUUUAUCCAGGUGUUCCUUCAAGUCGUUGGAGUGAUUGCAGUAUCAGCCGCUGUCAUCCCCUGGAUCCUUAUUCCUGUUGUCCCUCUGCUUGUUGUGUUCCUGUUCCUACGAUGCUAUUUCCUGCAGACCUCCAGGGACAUCAAGCGCCUAGAGUCUACAACUCGGAGUCCUGUCUUCUCCCACCUUUCUUCCUCCCUCCAAGGCUUGUGGACCAUCCGUGCCUUCAGAGUUCAGCAGAGGUUCCAACAAAUAUUUGAUGCAAAUCAAGAUCUCCACACAGCGGCCUGGUUUUUAUUCCUGACAACUUCUCGCUGGUUUGCUGUACGUCUUGAUGGAAUCUGCUCAGUAUUUGUCACCAUUAUUGCCUUCGGCUGCCUUUACCUGAGGGAUGGCCUGGAGUCGGGUGCGGUGGGUCUUGCUCUGUCUUAUGCGAUGACACUCACAGGCAUGUUCCAGUGGGGUGUCAGACAGAGUGCAGAGGUGGAGAACAUGAUGACUUCAGUGGAGAGAGUGGUUGAGUACACCGAGCUGGACAGUGAAGCACCUUGGGAGACGGACAAAGAACCUCCGUGUGAUUGGCCCAAACAUGGUUCCAUCACCUUUGACCGAGUCAGCUUCUCUUACAGCGCUGCUGGGCCUCUGGUCCUGACGAACCUGUCUGCUGUCUUCACAUCCAGAGAGAAGGUUGGCAUUGUUGGACGCACUGGUGCUGGUAAAAGCUCCCUCAUCUCUGCCUUGUUCCGGUUGGCAGAGCCUGAAGGACGAAUAACCAUUGAUGGUUUUCUGACCUCGGAGAUUGGUCUGCACACCCUGCGUCAGAAAAUGUCUAUCAUUCCACAGGACCCAGUUCUCUUCACGGGCACCAUGAGGAAGAAUCUGGACCCUUUCAGCCAGCACACAGACGAGGACCUGUGGAAUGCACUCCAAGAGGUGCAGCUGAAGGCCGUGGUGGAGGAGCUGCCCAAUAAGUUGGAGACGGUGCUGGCUGAGUCGGGCUCUAACUUCAGUGUGGGCCAAAGGCAACUGGUGUGUCUAGCCAGGGCCAUCCUCCGGAAAAACCGGAUCCUUAUCAUCGAUGAGGCCACAGCCAACGUGGACCCGAGAACUGACAGCCUCAUCCAGCACACGAUCCGGGACAAGUUUAAAGAGUGCACAGUCCUCACCAUUGCUCACAGGCUCAACACUAUCAUUGACUGUGACAGAAUACUGGUUCUGGAUGCUGGCAGGAUCCAAGAGUAUGAUGAGCCAUAUGUGCUGCUCCAGAACCAGGAUGGACUCUUCUACCAGAUGGUCCAACAGACAGGCAGAGCUGAGGCCGCCUCCCUGCUCCACACAGCCAAACAGGUUUACAUGAACAAAAGCCGAGUGGCAGACGUGCAGCGUGCCAAGGACAGCUGUGUCAUCUUCGAAACGUCACUUUGACAGUGUGGAGAGCUGCUGUGACCCUUGUGCAUGCCACCACUGACCAAAUCCCUUACCAUCAAAGGUGACCAAACACACUCGGUCUUUUAUAGUAAAAUGUCUUUUAGACUCCCAGUAGACACACUGUAGUAGUAUGUGCUACCCUUGAUUGGCACAGCCCUUUGGUUUGUAACAGAAAAGAGGCAAGUGUCUGAGGCAGGUUGUGCUUUUAUUGGCAGCGUAUUACUGUAUGGCUGUUUAUUGAUUACACUCCGCUAUGUUUAUGUAUGUGUGUUCUGGCCUCCUGGGUAGCUUUAAUCCUGCACUGGCGCUGGAAAGAGUUGAGAUAUUGGAUGUGUUUAUCCUGGUGCAAUAAAUUAUUGGUGACUUAAAUUAUUCCAGUCAAGACAAACAUUACUUUGUAGCGCUGAGAAUCUCUUUGAGGUAUCUGGAGUAUGCUUGAAGAAAACAAGAACCUGAGAGGCAACAACAAUGUUUUCAAUAAUUAUUGUGCCUUAAUCAGAGUAUCGAUCCUUUAUAAAUGCACUGUAAUAACUGAUUGGUCUUCUUGCACUUUGACCACAAUGUUUAUAUUGCUACCUCGGUUCUUAGUCAGGAAAUGACAUUAGCAAAGGUCAAAUGUGAAGCGUCUUGCUCUUGCAGUUAUAUUAACACCAAAGAGCAAGUGGUAGACUCUGUCGAUUUAAUGUCGCUGAAGAGAUUUUUUAAUUUGGAAAAAAAAUGAAUGUAUUAUAUCUUUUAUUCUGUUAUUCUGUUCAUACAGAACAAUUGGCUCCCAUGCUUUUGAAACCCUAUUACUUUUUUUUAUUAUGGCAACAAAAAUAGGAAAUUUACCACCGCCUUCAUGCAGCAGAAUGAAAAUGUGUAGCUUUCUAAUUUACACAGUCAUUCAGUGUUUAUUCUCUGUAUCUUCAGUGUUUGGUUUUAUCCCAGUGCUUGAGUUUAUUAAAGCUGCAGUAGUGACUAUUAUCUAGUAUUUCAGUGUUUCAGACUGUCUUUUAGUUAUUAAUGAGCCAUGCAAACCAUUUGAAUGUAAUUCCUCGAAUAAAACGAUAUUACUUGAA
Molecule: messenger RNA, 5103 nt
Organism: Myripristis murdjan (pinecone soldierfish)
Lineage: Eukaryota; Metazoa; Chordata; Actinopteri; Holocentriformes; Holocentridae
Product: multidrug resistance-associated protein 4-like
Exons: 32
Coding region: 83-4039 (1318 amino acids)
Biological process (GO): transmembrane transport
Cellular component (GO): plasma membrane
Molecular function (GO): ATP hydrolysis activity; ATP binding; ABC-type transporter activity
Source: RefSeq, a predicted model, not a curated record